Messenger RNA from Closterium sp. Naga37s-1, 378 nucleotides. NCBI's taxonomy places the organism in Eukaryota, Viridiplantae, Streptophyta, Zygnematophyceae, Desmidiales, Closteriaceae. The record is from the annotation of a GenBank genome assembly.
AUGUUCCAGCCACAGCUGCACGUUCAUUCCAUGCUCUCCUUACUAUCAUCCUCCUCCUUGUCCCUCAAUCUCGAGUAUUUUCCUCCUCUCCCUGCGUCAGCUCCCCCCCCUGCUUCCAGCAGUGCUCUCUUCCCGGGAGCCAUAGCAGGGAUAGUGGUGGCGGCACUCAUCGCCCUUAUUGCCGUCGCCCUCCUCCUCUGGUUCCUCCUCCGCCCAUCUGAACCCGCAUGCAAGCAUUACUCCCUGGCGGACAUCAAGCAGGCAACCAACUUUUUCUCGGAGCGCACCACCAUGCUCUCCACCGACUUCACGCAGAAGGUGGAUGACUUCAUCCACCAACUUCAGGAGGUGGGUGGGGGUUUAGGGUUUAGGUUUUAG